AUGAAAUCUAUUUACAGUCCGGGUAAACAACUGUCAUUGGAUGAAUCCAUGGUCUUGUGGCGUGGUAGACUUCUAUUCAGACAGUAUAUAAAAAAUAAAAGAUUCAAAUAUGGUAUAAAACUGUAUGUUUUAGCAGAACCCGAUGGCACCGUUCUAAAAUAUCAAGUGUACGCUGGUGCCAAUGAUGAAACUUCAGGCCAAGGUCAUGCUAGCAAAAUUGUUUUCAAACUUUUAGAAGAAAGAUUAGAUCGCGGCCACCAUGUGUACAUGGAUAAUUAUUACAACUCUUAUGGGUUGGCUCUCAAAUUGCUGGACCGACAGACAUAUUGCACAGGAACAAUAAGAAAAAAUCGAAAAGAUAAUCCGGUUGAAAUUGGAACUAUCCCGUUGAAGAAAGGUGAAAACAAAUCUUUGUUCUCGAACGGCGUCCAUAUUGGUAAGUGGAGGGACAAACGUUACGUAUUGUAUUUAUCUACGGAACAUGAUGACGAGAUGUUGGAAACUACAUCCAAAAGGGGUUCUGUGGUGUUGAAGCCGUCGGCAAUUGUCCACUAUAAUAAUUUUAUGUCAGGUAUAGACCUGCAAGAUCAGAUGCUGUCUUAUUAUCCAAUACAAAGAAAGACGCUGCGUUGGUAUAAGAAGCUGUUUAUACACAUGCUGCAAAUGAGCCUCAGCAAUGCAUGGCAUCUUUACAAUAAAUAUAGUUCAGUGGAUAAGCUUAACCUUUACGAUUUCCGUUUGAAAUUACUGGAAAGGCUUCUACCAGAUCCCAAUGAAAUCAACCGGCGCCAAGUUCUCAAAAAAAAGCACGUGCUUACCAAAAUUGAAAAGACCCGAACGAGGAUAAAGAGAAUUGGAAGAAUCGAGAAAGAAACAACUGAAGUUGUCCGAAAAGAAUGCAGAGGAUGUAGAGCCCUGAAAAAGCGAGUCCAAACAAUUUAUGAAUGUAAACAAUGCGAAGGUUCUCCAGGGUUCUGCACAAAGUGUUUUAGUGAACAACACUCCUAA
Molecule: messenger RNA, 1008 nt
Organism: Melitaea cinxia (Glanville fritillary)
Lineage: Eukaryota; Metazoa; Arthropoda; Insecta; Lepidoptera; Nymphalidae
Product: piggyBac transposable element-derived protein 4-like
Exons: 1
Coding region: 1-1008 (335 amino acids)
Source: RefSeq, a predicted model, not a curated record